Molecule: messenger RNA, 2769 nt
Organism: Oikopleura dioica
Lineage: Eukaryota; Metazoa; Chordata; Appendicularia; Copelata; Oikopleuridae
Source: the annotation of a GenBank genome assembly
AUGAUCGGAGAAUGGGCAAUCAUCCUGCUCAGUUCCGUCCAGGCUGUUCGGAUAUCCAGAGCAGUUCGGACUGAUUCAGUCACAGGAGAACCCCCUGGAAUUUACGAACUGGAAGAUACGUGGAAAUACACGACUUCUCUCAACUGGACGACUUUCAAUCAAUAUUCCGAAGAAGACGACGAUAGUAGCUACGAUUACUACGACUAUUUCUUCACGGAGAAUUGGUCGGACAGCACAGGACCCGAUGGCCACCGAGUCUACUCAGUCUGCGACGUAAACAAAGCGAAAACAGUCUGGUCAGACCAAUGGCUUCGGACAAAAUACGUAAAAAUACCUGCCGAACUUCGCGACGCCGAGAUCUCCAUUCAAGUUGAUUACGCAUUUCCCGACUGCCCGCUGAAUGGAGAUUGCAAAUACACCUUCGAAGUUUUCAAGCUGGAGCGCGACACUGACAGUGCUGGUGACAUCUCCCCUGCUUGGUCGGACAGCUCUUAUGACAAGCUCAAGACCAUUGCCGCCCAGGAGCACUUUCAACAAGGCGACAGUUCUGCACAGAUGACGACAGAAACGCUUACUUUCAAAUCUUCAAAAGUCGGUUUCUAUGUGGCCUUCAAAACCCGCCAAAGUUGUGUUUCAAUCUCGCGUAUGCGUGCCUUCGUCAAAGUCUGCCCUGAAAGAAACAUCGACCUUGCCGUUUUUCCAAAAAUUCCUUCGAUAGAAGGCCACCACGUGACUGUCGCUGGACACUGUGUGCCAAAUGCCGUGCCUGCUCAUCCAAAUGUGCCAAUCACGGGAAAAUGUGUCGAUAUGAAAACGUACACUACGACCCCGAAUCUCUGUGAAUGCCUAGAUGGAUACGAACGCUUUGGAAACUUAUGCAAACCUUGCCCAGUCGAUACUUUCCGCAAGGGAAAAACCGAAAAAUGCCGGCCAUGUCCUGAUAAUCGAGAAUCUUUUGGUAGAGCCGCAGUUUGCGAGUGCAAGCCAGGAUUCCGUGCUGAUUCAAAUUCAGACGACAAAAAAGACAAGUGCUACAGGCCUGCUUCGACUCCUAUCAUCAACUCUCCUCACUCCGCUACUGAUGAUAAAUCGAUAACGCUAUCUGUCGUUCCCCCUGUUGACCAAGCUGAGUACGAGCCAGACACAGACUUCAGAUACGAAGUGACGAUUUGCACCGUUAGCAAUGCUCCUACAUGCCCUUGGACAAAUGAGCAUAUUUCACAAUCAAGGAUGGAUCUGCGCCGGUUCGACCGGCUCCAGCCGGACACAAAGUACGAAGUCACCAUAACUGCGGUCAACCGCGUUACGGCCUACCGCGAUCACAACAGCAUGAAGAAAACAUUCACUACCAAGCAGACGCCACUUGGACGAGUCCUUGGACUGACCAUGGACCAGUCGCGGGACAAAAAGACGCUUCUUAUACAAUGGGAGCCGCCCAAAGAAGGCCAAGUUGACCAUUACAGAGUAGAAUUCACAAACUCUGCCGGUGACGAACACUCUGCGACUAUAUCCGCUCCCAGCUUCAACAUCACAGAUAUUGUUCCAAAUAUGAAAUACCGAGCACGAGUGACUCCUGUGAAUGCAGCAGGCGCUGGGAAGACCACCGAAGUAGUGGAAGUCACAGAGGAUGACGCACCUGCGAUGACCAUGGUUAUUGCUGCUGGGCUGGGACUCGUGCUUGUCAUGCUGAUCGUUGUCUGUGCAAUUUUGUGCCGAAAGGGUGUGAGAAAAGAAGACAAAAAAGAUUCUCAGUCAGGCACAGGAAGUACAGUUCCAUUUCUCCCCGAUCAAGCAAUUCUUCCCACCAGUCCAAACGCUUACGAUACCGGCCCAAGUCCAUUCGGCGCCUUUGGAAAACUGGAAGUCAAACCCGGCACUUUUCACGUGACUGAAGAGAAAAUUGGUGAGGGAGAAUUCUCAUCCGUUCACAAAGGAUAUCUGACGACAGACAGCGGCAUGCGGAUCCCAGUCGCCGUCAAGAGCCUCAAAUCCGGCGUUGGAAUGCGCUACAAAUCAGAUUUUCUUGACGAAGGGCAAGUGUUGAACGGAUUCGAUCACCCUCAAAUUAUUGCGCUCAAGGGAGUUGUUACUCGAUCUAUGCCACUUAUGAUCAUGACUGAAUAUAUGGAGAACGGAAGUCUGGAUAAUUUCUUAAGAAAUAACAGAAAUGGAAUUUCAGUUCUCGAAAUGGUAAAUAUUCUUUACGAUGUUGCAUCUGGAAUGGCUUACCUCCAAGACAAAGGCUUCAUUCACCGAGAUUUGGCUGCUAGAAACAUCCUGAUUGAUGCCACCCGCCAUGCUAAAAUUGCCGACUUCGGUCUCGGCCGAAUCGUUGAAGCCAACGACCCGAACGCUACUUACAACGCUCUCGGUGGCAAGAUCGCCAUCAAAUGGACAGCUCCAGAGGCAAUUUCCGCUAAGGCCUUCUCCCACGGCUCCGACGUCUGGAGCUUUGGGGUCCUUAUGUGGGAGGUGAUGUCGUACGGAGAAGCGCCAUAUUGGGACAUGACAAAUGACGCAGUAAUUCGCAAUAUAACAAAUGGCCAGCGAUUGCCCCAGCCUUAUGGAUGCCCUGACGCCAUCUACGAAAUCAUGCGCGAUUGCUGGAAACAUAAGCAAGAAGAUCGACCUGGAUUCAAGCAAUUGAAAAAGAUGCUCUUUGAUCUUCUUCAAAAGCCCGAGCUUCUCUCCACCGCCGCUCAUAUGCCGCCACAAAUACCUCACUCCGACUCGCGCCAAUCCUCGUCACUUUACACGACGCUCAGUUGA